Messenger RNA from Syngnathoides biaculeatus (alligator pipefish), 972 nucleotides. It is a transcript of the gene sox1b, whose product is annotated as SRY-box transcription factor 1b. The record is from RefSeq and is a predicted model, not a curated record. Gene Ontology annotation, biological process: cell differentiation; regulation of DNA-templated transcription; anatomical structure morphogenesis. NCBI's taxonomy places the organism in Eukaryota, Metazoa, Chordata, Actinopteri, Syngnathiformes, Syngnathidae. The transcript has a single exon. The coding region runs from base 1 to 972 and encodes 323 amino acids. Gene Ontology annotation, molecular function: DNA-binding transcription factor activity, RNA polymerase II-specific; RNA polymerase II cis-regulatory region sequence-specific DNA binding.
AUGUACGGCAUGAUGAUGGAGACGGACUUGCACUCCCCCGGGGUGCAACACGGCAACCCGUCCAACCCCGGGGCCCACGGCGGGGGCGGCGGGAAAGUUCCCCAGGAGAGAAUCAAGAGACCCAUGAACGCCUUCAUGGUGUGGUCUCGUGGCCAGCGGCGGAAGAUGGCCCAAGAGAACCCCAAGAUGCACAAUUCGGAGAUCAGCAAGCGGUUGGGAGCCGAGUGGAAGGUGAUGACCGAGGCCGAGAAGCGGCCCUUCAUCGACGAGGCCAAGCGGCUGCGGGCCAUGCACAUGAAAGAGCACCCGGACUACAAGUACCGGCCGCGGAGGAAGACCAAGACCUUGCUCAAGAAGGACAAGUACUCCCUGGCCGGGGGGUUCCUCGGAAACGCAGCGGCCGCAGGGGUGGGGGGUGGGCAGCGGCUGGAGAGCCCUGGCGGGGGGCACCUGGGCUCUGGCUCGGGCGUUUACACGGCGCAGGUCAACGGGUGGCCAAACGGCGCCUACUCUGCGGCCGCGGCCGCGCAUGCCAUGAUGCAAGAGGCCCAGCUGCAGGCUUACACGCAGCACCCGCACCAGCACCCGCAGUCCGUGCACAGGUACGACAUGAGCGCCCUAUCUUACAGCCCCGUGUCGAACUCCCAGAGCUACAUGAGCGCCUCCCCGCCAGGGUACGGAGGAAUCACCGGCUACACGCACCACGGCGCCGGCGUGUCCCCGGUGUCGGGCACGCUCGGGGGAACCCUGGGCCCCCUGGUGAAGUCGGAGCCCAACGCCAGCCCCCCGGUGUCCGUGGCGCGCCAGCCAUGCCCUGCGGGGGACCUGCGGGAUAUGAUCAGCAUGUACUUGCCCGCCGGGGAGGCGGCGGGGGACUCGUCGGUGCAGGGGCGCCUGCACUUGCUCCACACGCAGCACUACCAGGGGAGCAGCGCCCACGUCAACGGGACGGUCCCCCUGACGCACAUUUAA